UCAGAAAUCCUUUAAAGGCCGCGGUAUUGGUACCCGUGGUCAGUUUGGGGACCGGUGAGUCGCGGAGUGGGGAGAGCGGGUUGCGGCACUCAAGGCCUGGCUGGAUUUCCGCACCAUCAGAGGUCGGGAAGCUAGAGAGCAGCGGGUGGCUUGCAGAAAAGGAUCUUGUCCCUUCUCCGUCCUCGUGUAGGCCAGGGGCUGCGGGGAUCGAGAGAGGCUUGGCUCGUCCGUCGCUGGGCCCUCCGCUCUCCCCGGAGCCCGGAGGCCGAGAGGAAGCGGCCUGGCGGCUGGGCAGAAAGGACACUCGGACGCCUUCCCCGGGGACCCAGCGCGCGUGCCUGUCCGCUGCGCACGCCCACUUGGCCACCCGCUCUGGUUCGUGUCCUGGAGAUCUCCACGCAGUUCUCCCUGAUGGACAGCUGGUUCUUGUGGUAGGGGAGGUCACAGAAUUCAGUUACAAUGGGGAACGUUUUUGAAAAACUGUUUAAAAGUCUAUUUGGGAAAAAAGAGAUGCGGAUUCUUAUGGUGGGUUUGGAUGCCGCUGGAAAAACCACCAUCUUGUAUAAAUUGAAGCUGGGAGAGAUUGUGACUACCAUCCCUACGAUAGGUUUCAACGUGGAGACGGUAGAAUAUAAAAACAUCAGCUUCACGGUCUGGGAUGUUGGUGGCCAGGACAAGAUCAGACCUUUGUGGCGACAUUAUUUCCAGAACACACAAGGUCUGAUUUUUGUGGUCGACAGUAAUGACAGAGAGCGCGUCAAUGAAGCCCGAGAAGAACUAACCAGAAUGUUAGCCGAAGAUGAGCUCAGAGAUGCAGUUUUAUUGGUGUUUGUGAAUAAACAGUGUCUUCCUGUCGAUGAUUGUUCAGCAGCUAGCUGUGAUUCCGGUGCUCUCAUGAGAGGGAGUAUGUUGGCUUCAUUUUGAAUCUUGGAUUUUGCCAUUGAAUGUAUCAGUUCUCCCUCCAAGUUUGACUUUCUGCAAAUUUGAUAUCAUGACUCAUAAGUCAUCAUCUCAAUCACUGAUAAGACAUAUUGAACGAGAUUAGGGCAUGCCAUCAGAAACCUCCCUCUAGCUUGAUUCAUUCAUGUAUUUGUAUAAAUAAAUAAAUAAACAAAUAUUUACUGAGCACCUAGAAUGUGCUCUGGAUUGGGCACUCUUUGAUUAUUAUUUUUUUUAAUUUAUUCUUUGGCUGUGUUUGGUCUUCGUUGCUGUGCGUGGGCUUUCUCUAGUUGCGGCAAGCUGGAGCUACUCUUUGCAGUGUGCAGGCUUCUCAUUGUGGUGGCUUCUCAUUGCAGAGCACGGGCUCUAGGUGCGAGGGCCUCAGUAGGUGUGGUGCGUGGGCUCAGUAGUUGCGGCGCGUGGGCUCUAGAGUGCAGGAUCAGUAGUUGUGGCACACAGACUUAGUUACUCGGCGGCAUGUAGGAUCUUUCCGAACCAGGGCUCGAACCUGUGUCCCCUGCGUUGGCAGGCGGAUUCUUAACCACUACACCACCAGGGAAGCCCCUGUUUAAUUCUUCAGAUGUGGAUACUCAGCCACCUACAAUUUGGUAGUCACACUUUAAACCUAGCCCUUAUUCUUCAUCUUGCCCAUCAGAAAUCCUGAAAAAUUCUGUCAGGUGCUUUGCUAAAAUUAAGUAUACAAUUUGUAUAGCAGUGCCUCCAUGUACCAAUCUAUUAAUAAGGAAAUGAGGUCAAUUUGACCAAUUACCCUUAAUAAGCCACCUUGGCCACCAGUAACACCUGCCAUCUUUGAUAAGGGCUCAAAACCUAGCUGACUACAGAUCAACAGCAGACAUACCAAUCUGUAAUUUCUAGAAUCCAUUUUCUCCGUCAAAUCUGGGCAUCUCCAAUUUAUCCCCACCCCUCUCAGCCUCCUGAUUUCUCAAGAUUUACCAGUAGGGGUUCUAUAGCAUACUGGAAAUUUUUCAGAUAUAUUUAGUUGGAAUCAAGAGCUCGUGCAAAGCAGCAAGGCUCUCCUUGAGUGCUGCAUUGUCUGUCUUGGGUCCCCAUUAUUCCAUAAUCAUGUUUGUUAACCUUUCCAGGUUGAAUAUUAUUUUCUUUAACAAAGGAAGUGGAAGAAAAUCAGGAGAAAUAAGGCUUUAACUUUUUUCAGUGUUUUAUUAACAUCACAUCGUCUGCCUUGGACUGUUAUUCUUGCUCUGAAAAAAAUUUUAGCUUUUAAAGGCUGCUUUUGUUACAUUUACAUUUUAUUAUAAGCUCUCAUCAUUCUGAGAUUCAAUACUACUACUAAUAUGAAUACCACUUAAUAUUUAUUGAAUACUUACUGCGUUCUAGGCACUGUGCUAAAUGACUUAACACAUAUUCAUCUCAUUAGUAAACAUUUCUGAAACUAUCCAUUCUUAUAAUUUGUCCUUUAGUUUUUCUCAUUCGCAGCCUCUUAAAAUCUGGGUUUAGCCGUGAGCUCCUGGUGCAACCACUUGUGUUUCUUUUCUUUUUCUUUUUUUUUCACUUAUUUAUUUUGGCCACACUGCACAGGUUGUGGGAUUUUAGUUCCUCAACCAGGGAUCGAACCCAGGCCCUUGGCAGUGCGAGUGCGGAGUCCUAACCACUAGACCACCAAGGAAUUCCCCACUUGCAUUUCUUUAAAAGCUGCGUCUCAUUACCCUCUCGUGGAUGGGUGGGUCCUGCCUCUGAAGCCAGAAUGAUCCGGGUUUGGGAGGAGUCCUGCCUUCCAAGACCUGCAGGAGGGGUGGUUCCCUGGGGCUGAAGGGAUGAUGCAAGGUCACGACUCAGGCUAAAUGUUGGCUUUGUAAGAGAAGCGAGAAGCUAAAAAUUAACCAAGGAAGGAUGCAGAAGAUGGAGAAGUAGGUUGAGCAUCGAGACCUAGGCCCUAGGAUGCAGGGAAAAGGAGUCCAAAGGUUAAAGUUUGGGAAGCUGGGCGUGGUCAGGAAGUGGAGGGACAUCAUUCCAGAUGGGGGCUGUACCGCUGUGAGCCCAUCUGUGAAAGUUCAUUUUACUAGUCAGCUUGACUGGGCUAGGGGAUGCCCAGCUGGUUGGUAAAACGGUAUUUCUGGGUAUGUCUGUUGAGGGUAUUUCCAGAAGGGAUUAGCAUUUGACUCCGUAGACUGAGUGAAGAAGAUUCAUCCUCACCGGUGUGGGCUGGCAUCAUCCAUUCUAUUGAGGGCUAGAACAGAAUAAAAACGUGGCGGAAAGGCGAAUUCUUUCUCUUCUUGAGCUAAGACAUCCAUCUCUCCUGGCCUCGGACAUCGGAAUCGGAGGUCCUGGUUCUUGGCCUUGGUCUCCAGGACUUACACCAGGCUGACCCUCCUUUGGCCUUCUUUAUGCCACCAGCUUUCCUGGUCCUCCAGCUUGCAGACAGCAGAUCACAGCACAUCUCAGCCUCCAUAAUUGUGUAAGUCAAUUCCCAUAAUAAAUUUCCUCUCAUAUAUCACUCUAUAUCCUACUGGUUCUAUUUCUUUGGAGAACCCCACUGCACCAUCAUUUCUUCUUUUCAACAAUGAGGGUCAGAAAUGAGUCCAGAGGAGUGGCUCUCUCUACUAUUUUCUUGCUGAGGACUGAGGCCGGCCAUAAACAGGUAGAAACUUACAGGACGCUGUACUUUUAGCAGAAUGAGUCUUUCUUAUGACUUCCCCAGAGCCGAAUUUCCUCACCACUCCUGAAUCUUGACUCUGUUCCAUGCUGUGAUUUGCAUUAAAAAAAUCCUAAAGAUAUAGCCUCCUCGCUGUGCUGUCAACUCUUGGAGAUAAGGGCUCGUUUUUGCAAUCCCUUUGUUUUUGUGAAAUUGCCUCCUACGACCUGGCACUGGGUAGGUGUUUAACAAAUAUUUGGUGAGUUAGUGAAUGAAAUCAAAGUUCUCUCCUUAUGCUCUUCUGGCUGGGUCAUGUAGAGAAAAGUCCCAGGGCGAUAUCAUUUCUAGUUCUUUCUCCUUUAAUGACCUUAGAAAUUCUCCACAACGGAUCCAUUCUCAGAUGUGAGGAUUUCCAGGCAAGUGAUUUGCACACAAAGACUGCUCAAUAUAUGUUACUUGUUCAUCUAACUAAAGACCCCAGAAGAGGCUAACGCCCCAAAGGAGCAAAUAUUUCUCUUUUAGGGCUUCCAUUCCAAAGCAAACAUCAUAGGGAUGAGCAGGCAGAAGGCAACCAAUAAAUACUUGGUGACUAAUUAGGGAGUAUAAAUGUGCAACAGUGGAAAUUAGAAAGAAAAAGAGCUGCAUUAUAGAUAAUCAGAUGACAAAGUUAUCCAGAACAGUAGAAUCUACCUCUGUGAGCUCUGGGUGUAGGAGAGGAAGCGUUGGCUGGCGAGGCCGAUCUUCCUUGUAAUUGGCUUCCAUUAGGAUAAUAUUGCAAUUAGCCUGGGAUAUUAUAGCAGCUACCUUCUAGUCUUGGGACAAACUCCUGGGGGAUUUAAGUUGGGUGGUAAAAGCAGGUUGUCCCAGGAAUAAAUAAAUUCACUGUGAACCACUUCUGAGUCAACCCUUCCCAUGUGGCUAACGGAUGCACAGCUGUCAUUGUAAACUUGACUGGGUCGCUUUGUUUUGUAUCAAUGACACUUAAACACAAGCUCGAGAAUCUGGAUGGCCAAUUAACAGAACAUGGCUCAGGAAAUUCGAAGUUUCAAAUUUCAGAAAAAUCAGUGAGUUUAGACAACUUGAGUAUUUUCUCCUCAUUAGGGCAGACAGCCUCAGCCUCCAAGUUCUGGCUGACGAGGACUUGCUGUGAAGACAGGCACCAAAGAGAGUAAAAAAGAGUGUUCUCAAUUAUCUUGUCAGUUAUUGAGGUGUUUAAAAACUCCGCCUCACCCCCCUCAACAAUCCCACUUAAACAGCUCAAUUUCAUGUGUUUAAUCUGCUGACAGACCCAGGAGAAUGGGCUGUCUGGGGAUGUCUGGUCUCCCUGGCUGGGGUGGGUAUGGUUUGGCAGGUUCAAGGUCCUCUCUGCCCGUGACAGAACCAAGCCACCAAUUCUUGCUCUCUGACCCCUCCAACCAGCAGAUUUUCACUUCAUUCAUCCCAUCUCAUCCACCACACUUCUUCUCUUUCUUCUGUGACAAGAGAGACAGCUGUAGUGCACAGAGUUUUUUUUUUGUCAAAGGGUCUGAGCUGGAAUCCCUGCCUGGCUCCACUGCCAACUAGUUAGGUUCUAGCUUUCUGAGACUCAGUUUCUCCAUCCAUAAAAUGGGUACAAUAAUACCCUCCCGAAUUACUCAGAAGGUUGCUGGAAAGGAGUGGUGACUAUGUGACUGCCCUAAGCUUUAGACAGCUGCCUGGGCGCUGGUUUGUAGCCCACAAUCAUUACCAGACACUGACUGAUGAUCAGCAACCCUUAAGAUCAGCCCCAGUAGCCUCCGUGUUGAUGCAGGGUUCCCUGUAGAUGGCACUCUGGCCCUGAGAGUGGUGCUAGUGAUAAACCAGGGCAGGUGGGACCACACCCGGGAGUUUGGCAAUCCGUGAGUCCAGCCUGGGUUUCCACUUCCUGUACAUCCUGAAUCUGUGCCCGCACGAAAUGUCUCCCACUGCCACCUUUGUUUUCUUGUAGGGCCAGUUAUCUGCUAAAAUCAGCAGUCCUCUAUUUCUCGUUUUCUGCCCUCUCCAGUGGAUGGAGCAGUGGGUGUCCCCGGCCUCCUCUGCCCCCGCCUCUCCUACUUGGCCAUGCCCUUUGACCCCUGUGAACCCCUGCAGCCCAUGAUGUGUCUGCAGCUCCUUCGAUCCCUUUGGGGCAUCUUAGCACUUAGAUGACUCCCGUGGGCUUCCUUCCCCUGUGACAGAGGCUGCCAUCUCUGCUCUUGGAAACAUCCUUGUUCGGACUUCAUUUCUCAUCUCAGAUGAAGCUAUGUAGUCUGAGAAGGUAUCUAAUCCAGUGCUAAAAGAGAGGGGCCCCAGGACCCCUUGCGUCACUAAGAAGACAAAGGCUGAAGGGCAUGGCUUGGCUCCAACAGGUAGGUUAGGUUGGAAUCCCAGCCCACCAGGGGAUGCCCUACACCUCCCUUCCCUCCUGCACGGAGAAAAGAAUGAUACCUGCCCUCUAGGAUGCAGUAACAAAGACUCAACGAGGUGAGUCACGCAGUGGGCUCGACAGAGUGCCAGGCACAAGGUGAUAUUCAGAUGAGGGUGAUUACUAUUCAGUGAGGAGUAGAGGUGAUGGCUUGGGACAUCAGACCAGGGAUUCAAAUAAGGGUGAUUACUAUUCAGUGAGGAGUAGAGGUGAUGGCUUGGGACAUCAGACCAGGGAGAAUACAAGGCCCAGGUAGUGAGGGAGGACCGUGGGAGGGAAGUGAUAGUGGGUUCUGGAGAGGAGGGUUUCUUGGUGGCCUUUGAAAGCCACUGUGGGAACCCACCCUCACUCAGCUGACCCCCUGGGGGCAGCCCGGCUGGCUGGGAUCUGGGCACUGGGCAAAGUGAGCUGACCGUCUGGCCAGCUGUUUUUGUAAAGAGAUGGUGUCCGAGGCUUUGAGAGCCGAGCUCCUUCGACCCACAACUGGCAGUGGAGGCCAAGGCCCCCUGGGGACCACCACACUCCUGAUCGGGAAUGCUCAGGCCAGCAGACUGCAGGAGCCAGUGGGCGCAGGAGCGGGUCUGCAGGAAGCCUGUGCAGAGACCUGAGGGCCAGAGCCUGCGCUGAGCAAACCGCGAGGGCACUGUCUCACCCUCCUGGUCAGUGAUCCCCGUCCCCCAGGGGCGCCAUCUCCUCUGUGUCCCAUGAAGAUCCUUCCCUUUCCCGGCUGCGGCAUUUCUCACACUGCGCGGUUAGAAGAGCGGGUUCUGAGGCCAGGCGGCUCCCCUGUGCAUUAGCAAGUUGACCUUGAGCGAGUUACCUAGCCCUUUUGGCUUCAAUUUCCUCAACUGCAAAAUGGAAUUGUUGUGAGGGUCUAUGGAGUUAAUUCGUGUAAGGUGUUGCAAUAGGGCCUGGAGUUUAACACGUGCCCCGUAUGUGUGAUCCGGAACCACUGUGUGCCCGGGGUCCUCGGUGCUCCCAACACCUCACCUCGUUCUCUCCCAUCUGAAAAUCAAUCUUUCUGUCUGUCUCUCUCUCUUACUCUCCUCUUCCCUUUCCUAGCACAGUUUUCCUUCAACAAACACGUAUGAAGGGCCUGCCACAUGCCAGGCACUGGGGAGGGGAGGGUUUUGGGCCACAGAGAUGGAAUACACAGUGAGUCCUGGACAAGACUCUCCAAAGCUGUGAUCUGUCCGCCCUGCUGCUGUUUUUACCAUUGCUACCAUGGAGCCGGUCACCGCGGCCCUGAAGACUGGUCCAGCCCAGCCCCCACAGAGACAGGGCUGCCCCCGCCCUUAGCCUCCCGGGAGAGCUGGCGAUUCUGCGGAGGGGCAGGGGCCAGCGGAGGUAAGCGUCUGGCUGGGAAUGAAUGGGGCUGGUGGCUGACAGCAUGGCCGUCAGAUCCUGAGCUCCUCAUCCAGGGACAGCGUGCCUCUGCCCUGCUAAUGACAGAGCUGUCACUCACAGGACACCAUGGAAUCAUGCAGGACCAGACACGGCUGUCUCUCCCCUGACAGGGUGACACAUGUCACGGGGGCCUGGGGAGCUCCGAGGGGAGAGUUGGGAUACCCUCUCCCCAAUUGGGUCACACAGAAAUGUCCUUACACACCUCAGUGCCUUUGCACAGGCCGUUCGCUCUGCCAAGCCUGCCCUCCCCUACCUUGGGCCUUCUCCAUCCGAUGGUGACUCACGUGUCCUUCAAGACUCGGUUCCCGGGUCACCUCCUCUGGGAAGCCUUCUUCAGUACCCCAGGAUGGAGGGAAUCCCUACCUUCUCCGCGCUGCUCUGGCGUCCACAGUGGUCAUGGUGAGUGAUGGUUAUUUGUUUAGGUGUUUGUUCCCCUGCCACACACAGUGAGUUCUUGAGAAUAAGGGCCAAGUCUCGGGUGUCUCUGUAUCCCAGGGCCGAGCACAUAGUUGGCACUCCACAAAUGUGUGCUGAGGAGUGGAUUGUUCUUGCUGCCGGUCUCGACACUAAGCAGGAUCCAGUCCCUGCCUGAUGCCUGGCCUAGAGCCACAGAACCGCUUUAGUGAGGGCUUGGGGUUUGGAAGGCCAGCUGGGUAGAAGGAUCAAGAUCAAGGGGAUCUCUUCCUAUUGAGGACCAAAUUUAAGCUCUUUUUUCCUAAUGAACUAGGAGAGACCCGUUUGGAAUUGUCUCCAAAUGUACACGAUGAAUUUGAGCUCAGAGCUAGCUCUUAUUCUCAUCUGAGGUGAUCCACAAAACGUGAACUGCACCCACCAAAGGUGGAAAUGAGACAGGAUCUCCCAGGCAGAAACCCAGGGAGAGUCCUCCCACAGACUACAGAGGGAAAAAACAAAAAGCAGCUUUAUUUCAAUUUUGUAAUCAAAAACAUAAAGUGUUCCGUAUGUUUGAUCUUAAGAUGGAGAAGAGAGAAGAGAAAAUGACAACAAAUGAAGGAAGCAAUUAGGAAAAAAAUUCCUCCCGUUCUUUGUGAUGGUCAGUUAAGGAAGAAAGACAAGGAGGAGGAGAGAACAGGAAGGGGAGAGGAAGGAGGGCAGUGUGCAGAUAAAAUGACAUGAAAGAAGAGAGAGGCCCUGAGAGAGAGGGUCUUUGAGAAAGCCAGAAGAGAUGAACGUAGAAACACGCAUCCCCACAGACACACAGACACAGACUCACAUACACACCCCCACAGACACAGACUCAUACACACAGACACACACAAACACACACAGACACACAUGCACACAAAUAGACACACAGACACACACAUAAACACACAGACACAUACACACAAACACACACACGUUUGAUCUCAUCCAAGAGUUACUUUCUAAAAUUAGUUUUGUUUGUUGUUUUUACCAUUGAAGGGGGCAAUUCUGGAUGUAUUCCUCUGUUGUUUUCUGACCUCUAGAAUGAAAAGUUGCCGAUGAGAAGUCUGAUGCCAUUCUUAGUAUUGAUCUCUUUGUUUUACAGUCUGAUAUUAUCCCCCCCUCUGGAAACUUAAUAUCUUCUUUUAUCUUCAUACACAUCACCAUGAAAGAAGUCUGGGCCUCCAUUCAUUCAUGUGUUGGAUGCUCAAUGGACUUUCAAAAUCUGGAAAUGCAGGUCCUUCAGUCCUGGGAAAUUUUCUAGUGUUAUUUCUUUGAUAAUACAUUCCCUUCCAUUUUCUCUAUUUCCUUUCUUUUGUUGGGCCUCCCAGGUAGAUCUUCUGCUUUCCCUAUUUUUUCUCUCUCUUAUUUUCCAUACUUUUAUUUUUUUCCACUUUCAAAGAUUUUCUUGCCUUUAUCUUCCAAACCCUUCUAUUGACUGUUUUAUUUCUGCUAUCAUAUUUUCAAUAUCUAAGGGUUUGCUCCUUUUUUUUUUCUGAUUAUUCCCUUUUAUACAACAGUAUUUUGAGGGUUCAAUUUACAUACCAUAAAAUUCAUCCAUUUUAAGUGUAUGAUUCAAUGAUUUUUAGUAAAUUUACAGAAAUGUGCAACAUCACCACAAUCCAGUUUGGAUUAUUCCUUCUCGUGUAGUUUUUUGUUCUAGUUUCAUGGGUGAAAUAUGUCCUUUUAUCUCUCUGAAGAUAUUCAUGACCACUUCUUUUUUUUUUUUUUUUUUUUUUUUGCGGUACGUGGGCCUCUCACUGUUGUGGCCUCUCCCGUUGCGGAGCACAGGCUCCAGACGCGCAGGCUCAGCGGCCGUGGCUCACGGGCCCAACCACUCCGCGGCACGUGGGAUUUUCCCGGACCGGGGCAUGAACCCGUGUCCCCUGCAUCGGCAGGUGGACUCCCAACCACUGCGCCACCAGGGAAGCCCGUGACCACUUCUUUGAUGUUUUCUUUCCUCCAGGUUCCUCUCUUUGGUUGGUGAUCAGCUGGUUUCAGCUCGUGUCCAUAUUGCCGAUGUUUCUCAAGUUCUUGGUUAUCCUUUGCAGUCCACUAAUAUUUAAGAGUAAAGUAUUAAGAAGCAUCUGGACAUUCUCUGCACGGGUGUCAUUUGUCAGUUGAUGAGCUUCACCAUAGGAGCUCUAUAGAGGCCAUUUCUUUGGGGUUCCCCAAAUGUCAGUAGCAGGUCUUUUUUAGGGGCCAUUCAAUUUCUCCAAAGAAGAAUCCAGCAGCUACCUCUCUGGGGUGGGGGUGGAUGAAUGGGGUGGCGUUGCAGAUCAGUUGCCAAUAUCCUCAGAGCUGUGUGGCCCUGGGGGCACAACCAUUUGUAGAUAGGGUUUCAUUUAGUCCUCCUAUUUUCCCUCUGGGGCCUCUCUCUACUGUUCCUGUUCUUUUUUUUUUUUUUAAGAGGUAUUUAAUUUUUUAAAAUUAAUUAAUUAAUUAAUUUCUGGCUGUGUUGGGUCUUUGUUGCUGCGUGCAGGCUUUCUCUAGCUGCAGCGAGCGGGGGCUACUCUUCAUUGAGGUGCACGGGCUUCCCACUGCGGUGGCUUCUCUUGUUGCAGAGCACGGGCUCUAGGCAUGUGGGCUUCAGUAGUUGUGGCACGCGGGCUCAGUAGUUGUGGUUCACGGGCUCUAGAACUCAGGCUCAGUAGUUGUGGCGCACGGGCUUAGUUGCUCCGCAGCAUGUGGGAAUCUUCCCGGACCAGGGAUCAAACCCGUGUCCCCUGAAUUGGCAGGUGGAUUCUUAACCACUGUGCCACCAGGGAAGUCCCGAUUUGGGCUUUAGACUCUCAAUUUCUCCACUGAAUAAACCCCCUGCUGGGGUAGGGAAAGGUGAUCACCUAGCUGUACCAAAUGGGUGUGGGGACCUUGGGCAUCUUUCUGCUGAUCCCCCAGUUUCCAGUUGGGCUGAACUUGUCCAGUUUCCAUUUCUACAACUCAUCCUUGUCUUUUGUGGUCCCCGGUCGGUACCUGCAAUCCCUUUGUCUUGCCAAGAUUCCACAGCUUGAACUGGCUCCAUUCUCAUUAGCAUCCCCCCUGUGUAGGCACAUGGUAUUCAGAUUUCUCAGCUCUGAUAAUUCCUCCACCUGCUUUCCAUCUUCCAAAAAUCUGUUGACAUCUUUUGUCUUCUGCUAGUUUUUUUUCUCUUAUUCUUUUCAUUCCUGUGGGCUUAUACCUUUUUUAUACCUUGACGCACAUUUUAGUGGACUUUCAGAAAGAAACAAUGAUAAAUCCAUGUGCUUGAUUUGCCAGGUUUAACCUGUGGGAUUAAAGAUUUUUCAUGCUAUAUUGUGUUUUUGCAGCUAUAGACAUAAGAAAAAACAAGAGGAGGUCUCCUGUAUUCUAUACCAAAUAUGUUACAGAGUCUCUUCUUAUCAGAGCGAUCUUUCUAAUCUGGGUCACUGGUUCUUAAAAAAGAUGUGGGAAACUGAGGGAAAUCCUGAAAAAGGAGCCUUAGAUGAUCAAAGGGAUGGACUUUGGAUCCAGGGGAAUGUUUGAAGGUGUUGGUGAUGUUUAACUGGGAGAGGAGGCUCAGGGAUGGUUUAGUGAUUCAUUUGAAUUCAUUUUCCUUAAAGUGAUUUCUGUCGUGAUGCAUCGCCCGCUCUCCUACUUUGUGUUCGUGUGAACUUCUAAGUUGCCAUGGAAGAGGCAACCUAAACUUGAGAGAGUGGGGGCUGGGGGGAGAGACCACGACUGUAUUAAUCAGGAUAGGUUAGGCUACACUGCGGUAAUAAUUCAAUGCUGGAAUUUCAGUGUCUUAACACAGUAAAAGUUCAUUCCUCCCUAAUUUCUCCAACUUGUCCCUGCUUGGUAGCUCCCUCCAAGAGGUGGCUCAGGGACCCGGGCUACAUCCAUCUCACAGCUGUAUCGUCUGGAAUACACAUUUUUCCCAAGGUUCUGCAGAAGGGGAGAAAGAACUGGAAGUUCAAGCAAGAUGUUUUUAAGGGCUGAGACUGGAAGGGGUUUAUAUCACUUUUACCCAUGACCAUUGGCCAGAACUCUGUCAUAUGGCCCCACGUUACCUGUAAGGAAGGAUGGGAAGGGAGGUCUUCCUGUGUGCUCUGGAGGAGGACGCAGUGUGGUAAGGACGUUGCAUUGUCUUUGCCAUCUGUCUACUAGGUUUUCUGAGGGAGAUGCCAAUAUUCUUAGGGGAAGGGGAAGUAUGGUCUCUGUAUCCACAAAGCCUGAAUGGAGGAAAUGAUGUUCCAUUAAAGUAGGAGGCAGCAGUCAGACUUAAAGAGAACUUUCUUGAUUUUAAGGGAAUCAAACCUUAGAAAGGCAAUUGGGAGGUGACAUCUACCCUUGCAGAUUCCUGAGAAAAGAGGUCCUGGGAGUUGAUGGAUCUACCUGCUUGCGGGAUGAACCAGAUAAUCUUUUGGAAUUCCACCUAAUGCUGGGAUUCUGCUUUCAAAUAUGCAGGCCUCAGAGUUUGUAAAGCUGGAGCACAAGGACCAGGGGUGAUCCAGGUUUUGUGAAGCCUGAAGUUUAUACCACUUUGGGUGCAAGUAGAGGGCCUCAAGCAUAAACUCCUCUGGCCAGGAGAGGCCCAUUGUUCACUGGAACCAAUCGAUUCCCACACACCCGCCCCCAACAGACUUGCUCUUCCAGAUUCUAGAUCACCCUCAUGAUUUUUUCCCAGCUCUUUAACUCAGCAAAAAGUUGUUGAAUGCAUACCGUGUACAAGGCACUGGGCUGGGCCCUUCAGUAUCUGCCUCUGUCGCAGGGCUGAGUUGGGCAUCAGCCCAGGGGGUGUCGGUCCUGAUCUGAGAGGCUCCUGGGUCUGUGCAGGCAGCAUCAGGGCAAAGGAGGAGGGGGAGGACGGGCACAGAAAGCCAGAAGGGAGAGCAGGGCCACGUGUGACCUGGGGACAAGGGCAUUCUUCUGUGGACGUCAAGGCCCUGUGCUUGGAGGAGAAAUCCAUGCUGCUCUCUGUCUUGCUUCUAAAAGGAAAUGUUCCUGCAGAAGCCUGCUGUGGAUUGGGAGGCUCGGCUGUUUCCUGCGGCGCCCCCGUCAGACACAUCACUCCUCUCCAGGGGCUGGAGUAGAAUGUCACCGCAAAGAGUCAGCAGUCUGCGCUCAGACGCUUGGUCUGGAGCCCAGCUGUCAGCCCUGUCCCCACUGCUGUCCCCAGCACUGUCUGGGCCUUUUUGAGCUGAUCAAACUGCGGUGUCUGGGAAACUCCAGAGCAAUGCUAAGUCCUGUAUACAACCUCCAAGUGUUUUCUUUUCUCUUAGAAUUUUUAACCAACAGAGUCACAAGCCAGCAGUGGUUUCUGAGGCCCCCUCUCUAGUCAGAAGACCAGGCCACUGAUUUGCUGGACAACUUGACAGACACUUUCAUCUCCCGGGGCCUCUUUUUCCUCACCUGUAAAAUUGAGAAAAUAACCCCUGUGAAGGGUGAUUUUGGUCACGGUGGCCAAUGUCACUAUGGGUCUGGGGGACAGGAGGGGACAUUGACAUCUCAUAGUUUAUCCUUUGGUCCAGCCGCACAGGUGCUAGCCAGGGGUCCCAAUCAGUUAGGUAGAAUGGAGAUAAUUGGGCAGGUAGGGUUCUUGGAAGCCCCAAAUUUGCUUUAUGGUUUGUGAUGUUCUCACAUGGUUUGCACUGGGCCGUGGCCUGGCAAGGUUGGACGGAAGGAAUAAAAACAAUCAACUUCCUUGAAGUGACUUGCUUGGAAAUUUUUACAUGGAGACACACUGUACUGAACAGACCCGAAAAUGCAUUUUUAAAGCCUUCCUGAUGAAGCAAAUGCAAAACUACUCACGUUAGCUAUACCUCCAUGGAAGAGGACUCUUAGGGAAAGAAGAGAGGUUUUCUCAGCCAGAGAAGGUGGGCAGAGGAAGAGGCGGGGGAGAUGUCAGGGUGGCCAGAGAAGGCGUGGGGAGGCUGAUUUGGGGUCUCCUCCAGGGUUCACUAUGACACCGAUUUCUACCCAGAAGCCUCAGAGCCCUGCCCUCUGCUGUUUACACUAGUUGCUUCCCAAACUUCUUGGGUGGACGUCUAAUUUGGGGUCUAAAUGACUUUGGGGCUUCAUUGAUGGACUUUGGGAGAUGCCAAACCAUUGAUAUAUGCAAAUUUCCUGUACGUGAAAAAGUUUCACGUGGCUGGGCUUCGAAUUUUUUCUGCAAAGAGGGGCCUGACUUCUCUCCCGAUUCUCCCACGGGUCAGGACCCAGGACAGAAACCCUCACUCUAGACCAGUGGUCUCCAACCUUUUUGGCACCAGGGACCGGUUUCGUGGAAGAUAAUUUUUACACGGACUGGGGAGGGGUGGGAGAAUGGUUCAGGCAGUAAUACGAGCCAUGGGGAGCGGCAGAUGAAGCUUCGCUUGCCGUCUGCUCACCUGCUGCCGCAUGGCCCGGUUCCUAACAAGCUGCGGUACCAGUACUGGGGGUUGGGGACCCUUGCUCUAGACCAUGCUGGGGGCCAGAGAAAGCAGGCAGCUGGGUCACUGGGAGGGUGGGAAAUAUAGGCCACUCCCAACUUUAGAGGGAGAUGGGGUACCCAAAAGAAGAUGGAAACUUGAACCUCAGAAUGCAUUUUCCUCUAAGAGGCCUGCCCCUGUGGCAGUGACGCUCCCUGGCAAGUAGCAAGAGCCUCCAAUGUAUGGACCCAUUCAGAGCCCCUGACUGGGACCCAAUGUGAGCCUGGGACUGUAUUGGGUGUGGGGCACAAGAGGAAGAUUAGACAUGGUUUUUGUCUGCCCGUGUGGGACUCUCAAGUCUAGGGGCCUAGGUGCCCAGAGAAAUGACAAUGCGAUGUGGUAAGUGCUAUAAAGGAAGGUAAAGAAAGGUCAGGCCACACCGAGGGAGGAAAGGUUAGCUCAGUCUGGAAGCUGGAAGGCCACCUAGAAGUGGGAGCGCCAUGGGCCUUAGGGCCAAAAAGACUGGGGUGUGAGACCAGGCUGUGUGACCUCUGAGAACCUCAGUUUCAUUUUCAGUGGGAUGUAAUGAGAACUAUUUAGAGUUGUUGGGAGAGUCAGAUGAAGUCGUGGUCACGCAGCACCUCCCUGGAUUGGACCUUAGAGUGGGAUUUGGCUUUUGGAAAGACCUAGGAGCAGCAAGGGCAGCAUGGGUAGAGGCAUGGCUCAGGAGGGUACAUUGCACUGACUCAGCAAUGCUUCCCACUUGGAGAGACUGCUCCCUUUUGAUGGUCCUGCCUGCUGUGGAUUCAAUGACUCAGCAAUUCUUGAUUCGAUGAUGCAGCAAUUCAAACAUUUGUGCAUACUGGUGAUUAAGCAAGAGGACUGUUUAUAAGAUAGGGCUACCGGCAAUCAUAAUAGUUGUCGGUUACAAUGAAUGAGAGCUUCCUACGUGCCAGGCCCUGCAUGGUGUCUGUGGAUUAACUCACGAUCAUUUGAUCAUGUGAAGCGAAGAGAUUGGGACAACCCCCUCACCAGAGGCCUCCGGUCACCUUCGGUUCCAGUUCAUUCCUGCCCCACCCCCAUCCUCACCCAAGCCUCCCCACCCCUGCCCCGCAUAAGCCAUGAUCCUCUCCUGAAAGUCCUAGGUCAAAGCCAGGAGGGACUCUGGAGAUAUGCCUCAUUUUAUAGAGCAGGAAACUAAAGCCCUUGAAAGGAAAGGAUGUGUUUUCUAGACCACAGAAAAAAGCCUCAGAGCCUAGCAGGUGCUGGAUGGAUCUAGGCAGGGGGCGGGGGUUAGCUUGAAUUUAAAGCCCACAUGAUCUGGGGUGGAGGUCUUCUGGGUAAGGUCAGACCGGUGAUACGCUGGGCAUCCAUGUGUUCCCCAGAUUCACAUCCGGGCCACUCCUUCCGAGCAGCCCUUGUCUUCAGUGACCCAGGCCACCUGGUUUCCCCUCAGGUCAAGCAGCUGAGGUGGGAGGCCCAGGCCUGUCCAGGGCUCCAUCUCGGGCCUUGUGGACGCAGGAGACAUGGUCUGGGUGCCGUGGACAUGGUGAAGUGUGAGGUGAUGGGAGCUGCUCACUGCAACACUGUGUGAGGGACCAAACUCUCACCCACCUUGCGUCCAGCCUCGGUUCUUUUGGGGAUAUACCUAGGAGCGGAAUUGCUAGGUCAAAUGGUAACUCUGGGUUUACCUUUUGAGAAACUACUAAGCUGUUUUCCACAGAGGGUGCACCAUCUUACAUUCUCACCAGCAAAGUACAAGGGUUCCAGUUUCUUCACAUCCUGGCCAAAUUUUGUGAUUUUUAAAACAAGAUUCUUUUUCCUCUCUAACAGCGGCCCCUGCAGGGUCACCCCCAGCACGUUUUGUUCUCUUUAGGGCCUGAUCUCAAAUGGCCCCAUUCUCACUCCCGAGUCUCCUCAGCCCAAGUGUCGCUGCAGUAACUCAGGAACAAGGUGCUAAGGCAGCAGUUCUCAAAUUUUGCACAAGAUCCCCUGGAGGGCUGUUAAAACACAGGCCGCUGGGCCACACCCCUACAGUUUCUGAUUCAGUAGGUCUGGGCUGCGGCCCUGGAAAAUGCAUUUCUAACAAAUUCCCAACUGGUGCUGACGCUACUGCCAGGGGACCGAUCUGAGAACUAGGCUUCAAGGUAGUACUUCGUACAUUUUGUCCUAGGAGGUCCCUGCUUUGUCCUUUCCCUUCCUUAUUUAUAUAACAGUAGCACCCCCAUACCUCAAUUAUACUUUAAACUCCCCCUCCCCCAGAUCUUGUGAGGCUGGGGGUGGGGAGGGGAGGGGACAGGAGGGCAGUGAUUCUUCCUCUUCUCAGUUCUCAGACCCUCAGCCCAGCCGCGCUGCUCCAUCUAGAAAGCGAGUGUCCCCUGGCUGCCAGCAUCACAAACAUUGAGGUCCCAGUGUGGCCUUGGACCAGCUUCAGUUGGCUUUCCACUUUGGAUCUAUUCUUGGUGAGAGACUGAUGUCUCAUUUAGUGUGUUAAAUGGAUGUUGGGAGUUGAGUGUGAUGAAGAUUGCCCUGGGAAUACUCCCCCGAGGCCUGGUGUGAGGGAAGAAGACCAAAAGCCUAGCCUCUCUUCUGGGGUGAAGGGCCUCUCAUCUGGGCUCCCCUCCCCCCAACUCUAGCAUGGAGACCUUGACCAACUGUUGGCUCCUGGAUUUGGCAAACAGAUUCCGGCAUCUCAGCUCCAGCCUGGCUGCCCACUUUGCACGACAAAUCACUUCCUUUAUUUGGGCCUCUGUUUCCCCAUUGGUAAAACGAAAGACUCGACUACAGCAAUCGUUUUCAAAGCGUGUCCCACAGAACCCAGGGUUCUGCUGAGGGUCAAGGUAUGUGUCAAAUCCAUCACCUCUGCUUAAUUAGAGUGGCCUCACUUGCCUUUAUGUCUUCGGGUUCUAUAUAAACAUCUUGAUCUCCAGUGGCCUCGGCCUGCAGCAUCUUGAAGCAGGAUUUCGGUUCCCUGGCCAGAGACUGAAGUCAGGCUGCAGCAGCGAGGGCGCUGAAUUCUAGCCACCAGAUCACCAGGGACCAGUGGCCAGUGAUGAUAACCUGACCUGUCGGCUUUGUAGAAAUGAAUUCCCACAAAGAGACAGAAAGUAGUGAAACAAGUAAAGUGUUUAUUAGAAGGAAAAUGGGUAUGUGUGAAUAGACACACAGGGGCGACUCAGAGAGAGAGUUGCGCCCUCGUGGUAGUUUGAAUCACUUAUAUGGGGCAUUUCUUCUGGGUUUCCUUUGGCCAAUCAUCUUGCUUUGCCUGGUUCUGAGUCCAUAUUUGGUUUAUCUCAGGAUCCUCCCCUGUGUACGUGCGCAUCUCUCAGCCAAGAUGGAUUCUAACGAAGAGGCCUAUGGGUAGGUUGACAUCACUUACUAUGGGGGAGGUUGACGUCCCCUCCCGUUUUGACCUCCAAGGAGCCUUUCUGCUCAUGUGGAGUCGGGGAGGUCUCCUUGACUUUGAGAAUGAGAAAUAUGUGGUCUCUUAUCCGGGCAGGGCUCAGCUCCUCUCUCACUCUUGCUAUUAUCUUCAUCUUGGAGUAUCUGGGGCCCACCUAUCUCCUGCCUCAAUCUCAUUUGGAAGACCAAAUUUCUGCUGCUGAAAAGUAGUUUGAAAAUCACCGGCUUAGAUGGUCUUGAAGCUUCUCCCCAUUCUGGUUUUAUCUUCUAUAUUCUGUAGUUCUCUGGCCUCUGUAUCUUUUUUCAAGUCCAACCUGUGUGUGACUCAACCUUGAGAUGUUUCCUUGAGCUUCUGAAAUUCGGUGCUCAGGAAGUGUGUUUCUUCCAGGACAGAUGUGGGGGGCAGGCCUGGCAGGUUGGCCUCUGUUCCAGUCGACUGAUCUGUUUAGGGGGGCGUCUCCAGGCCAGGUGGGAGGGGCUGGGGUGGGGAAGGAGGUUUGAGUGGACACCAAGAGCCUGUCAGUGUGUGUGUGUGUGUGUGUGUGUGUGUGUGUGUGUGUGUGUGUGUUUUCUACUAAGAAGAAGCCAUUUGCAAAGGAGUAGGAACCCAUUUCACAGCCCCUGUGACAGGCCUAUGUGAAACCAGCAGACUCCCAGGGCCAGGGAUGGUGAGAGGGUGAGAGUGAAGGUCGAGGGGGAGCCAUCCAUGAGGGUGUUUUCUGGAUAUCAAACUGACCUCCCUCGAGUGAAAUUGGUACAGGGCAGCCAGUAAGCAUGAUUAAAGAGCUGUCAUCAGGACAGAAAAAGGCAUCCAUGGAAUACUUCUUUGAGAGCCAGAAAGGUGGUAGGAAGAUGGUAAACGUCACUGAAUUGAAGGAGCUGAGGCCAUUUCUCCUGGAGAAGAGUAGGCAGGGGGUUGGGGCAGUCAGGGGGAGCUAUCUAUUACCAGGCUCAGGUACAUAAGGUUGAGUAUCCUUAUUCCUGGGAAUGUGAUGCACAGUCUUCUGGAGUGACCGUGAGAGAGAGGUAGGGCUAAAUCAUUUUACAGACCCUGAAGCCGCAACUGAAGGCUUCUCAGGCUGGAAUAUAUUAUGCGUGGGAGCACCUCCUGUGAUUCGCCAUAAAUCGUGGCACCAUGGCCACUCUGAAGACACUGAAAAUAUUCAAAGGGGAGAAGGAGCAAGGGAGUUGGAUGACAGGAAUGUGUGUAUGAAGGGAGUGCCCAGGCAAGGGAGAAACAGGCAGCUGUGGUGAGAAUAACGCUCCCAGCCAGGACCCAGGUUCUAGCCCUGCCCUGGCAUUCCUUAACUGCGGAAAUUUGGUCAAAGGCCCUUACCAUGUAGAAGAAAGGGCUUUGCAGCCAGACAGAGCUGGAUUUGAAUCUUAGCUCUACCAAUUCUCAGCUGGAUGACAUCGGGCAACUUAUUUGAACUCCCAAGUCUCAGUUUCAUUAUCUGUAAAGUGGGAAAUAAUAAUACCUGUGGAUGUCACCAUGUUUGUUGCCCAUCCAAAACCUAAUCUCUCCUUUUUCCUUAGAUUUUGUUUAGAUGGAACAUGCUCUGGGAAGGAGGGUCCCUCCUGAAAUUUCAGUGGAUAAAGUACAAUUGGUCUACUCCAAGCAUGGUCAUGUCAUUUUCUUUUUGUUAUUGAUUAGUUUCAGGGUGGGCAUGUGACCCAGUUUUAGGCAAUGAGAUAUAAAGGGGAGG
Messenger RNA from Orcinus orca (killer whale), 19275 nucleotides. Its product is annotated as ADP-ribosylation factor 2. Bases 460 to 924 code for a protein of 154 amino acids. The transcript is spliced from 5 exons. Gene Ontology annotation, biological process: vesicle-mediated transport; intracellular protein transport. Lineage: Eukaryota; Metazoa; Chordata; Mammalia; Artiodactyla; Delphinidae. Gene Ontology annotation, molecular function: GTP binding; GTPase activity. Gene Ontology annotation, cellular component: cytoplasm; plasma membrane. The record is from RefSeq and is a predicted model, not a curated record.